GAUGGCCCAGCUCGUCGAGCGCACCGCGCGGCUGGAGAUCUCGCCGCCGGCGGCUGCCCCAUCAGUCACAGAGGCGGCUGCCGAGGCUGCCCCACCGAUCACCCUCGACGCCGCCGCCAUCGCGCAAGCCAUAGAAGCCACGGGCUACUGUGUGGUCGACGACGCCCUCGGGGCCAUGCACGCGGAGCAGCUCGGCGCGGCCUGCCGCGCCGUACCGAAGGCGCCGGCCACCAUACAAGAAGGAACAGAUCGAAUCAACGAUAGCAAGCGGCGGGACGACUCCGUCGCGUUCCUCAAGGACAGCAAGGCGCCUCCGAUAGAACGGCACCGCGCCGCCAUGGAAGGCUUACGACUACAGCUCAAUAAUCAACUCAACCUGAACACGGACGCCUGCAGCUUCAUGUGCGCCGUCUACGAGGCCGGCGCUUCUGGGUAUGUCAAGCAUCGGGACUCGGCCCCAACAAAACCGUCCGGCCGGAAGCUCACGGCGAUCUAUUACCUCAAUCCGAAUUGGCACGCUAAUGCAAAGGGCGAAUUACGGUUAUGGGAUUCAACAGGUGGCGUGCGCUUGGUCGAACCGCGAAAUGAUAGGUUGGUCGUGUUUCGGUCGUCCUUGGAGCACGAGGUCCUCUCGACGAAGAUUGAUCGGUUGGCGCUGACGACGUGGUUCUUCAACCGGCUCGAGCUCGGGCUCGAGCUGAUUAAAGAGAAACGGGACGCGCAGCAGGAUUUGUUCGAGUGCGAGCGGGGCUGCGGCUUCCGCGGGCCCUUCGCGGACGUGGAGAAGCACGAGGAGGCGUGUAAGUACGUGGCAUAG
Molecule: messenger RNA, 817 nt
Organism: Pelagomonas calceolata
Lineage: Eukaryota; Pelagophyceae; Pelagomonadales; Pelagomonadaceae
Source: the annotation of a GenBank genome assembly